CACGCCUCAAUAUUAAACAAAGUCAUAAAAAGAAGAACCAAAAUGCAAUAAUAAUUAACAGAAAAAAAGGACAAUUUGUCAUUUCGAGAUUAACGCGACCCAAACCAAUUUACCUCCACUGCCCUUCCUUGUCGCAGUUUUUACAAAGCCCUGCCAAGUCCGAGACACAGAAGCACUUGAAACUAGGAUCCCGACUCCGGCGACUCGGCGACUCAGAGAACGAGUUGCCGGAGCCGAGAAGCUUGACUCGCUCCCUCGAGAGCGGCUGAGACGAGCUCUAAGAUGACAGAGACCCGGAGUCGUCGUUCGCCAUUUUCAGGCUCGGAAUGUAGUCUUGGAGCAUAUCAGCCACGUCCUUGAACGACCUUAGAUUUAGCAGAGCCCUGGCUCUGAGCUCCAAGGCUUGCUCCAUCCGCGGCGAGAGCGCUAGAGCCGCGUCGACAAGGUUCAGCUGCUCCACCGCAACAAAAUGAAACAAUAAAAAACCCGACAACUCAUCAGAGGAGUAGUCUCCAUCAAUGAGACUACCAAUGGAUUGGAGCAACCAAAAAAUGAUGGAUUUUUCUGAGCGGUGCGGGUGGGGCUCUCACUGGGCAGUGGCGGCGUAUUCCGCCAUGGGCGGCGGUGCGCUGGUUGGCGGCGGUGAGCUGAUAUGUUGGAGAAAGAAUGAGAAAUGAGAAAGAAUGGGUAUUAUGUUUGGGCGAGAAAACUGAGUGAGAAUGGGGAAAAAUCAGUUUCUUACCUUGGGUUUCAACACAUGGGGGGUAUAAUCUAGUUGCAUUCGGUAUUUUUUUUUCUAUUUUUGUUCCAAGCUGAUAUGUGUGGACAGUGUGGGCACAAACGGUGAACAUCCGCACAGAAGAUGCCAUGACACAUGUCAUCUCUUCACACAGCAUAGUCACCACGUCCCACCUCCCCCAUCCCAUGCGGAAGACACAUGUAAAUCUCCACCACUCAACCUCUCUGCCCGUCUCUCAUGAAGCCACACCCCACAGCCGCAGCCGCAGCCAUUCAUCACCACCGCCGCAGCCAAAUAUGGAGGACUGGAAAGAAGCCCACUUUCUGAUGCCAAAUCCAUUAGAAUGCUUCACAAAACUAAUAUCCCUCCAAGCAGACUUGAUCUACAACUGCUUGGUCUCUCUCUUCUCCCCCGUCGUUUAUCUUCUCUCCAUUGUCCACGAGUCCUACCACCGCGCCGAGAAAGCGCAACAGACUGUGGAAUCCGCCGUCCUGAAAGUGCCGUCCACCAUCAGCCAUGGUAGCAUCCUCUUGUUAAAGAAGCUGAGUUUUGGGUUCCUCGGAGCUGCAUACGUGUGCAUGAUUUUGAUGACGGUGUUGGUUCUAGCUAUUGUGGUGGGUGUUGGGUUGGUGCAACUGUGGGUGGACCACCCUGUCUUUGUGAGGGAGAGGUUGUAUUUUGAUUACACGGAGGCUUAUCCUACGGCUGUCUUUUAUUUUGGUGAUCAUGCUGGGGUUGAAAGAAACAGCAGGUGGAAGCAGUCGAUGGGUGUUCCAAUUGGCCACACAUUUCAUGUUUCUUUGGCGCUUUUGAUGCCUGAUUCUGACUUCAACAGGGAGAUUGGGGUGUUUCAGUUGUCUGCAGAGCUCUUAUCGGUCAAUGGAAAUGUGAUAGCAAAAUCUAGCCAUCCAUGCAUGUUGCAGUAUAGAAGCUUCCCAAUUCGAUUUGCUCGUACAUUUCUUAUGAGCGUCCCUCUUCUUCUUGGAAUUUCUAGCGAGACUCAAAAAAUAAGCAUAGAAAUAUUAAAGCACAAGGAAGGGAGGCAUAGAACAGAAGCUAUAAGAGUAAUUUUGGUUCCAAGGGCUGGAACUUCAUCACCACUACAGUUGUAUGAAGCUCAACUCUUCAUCCACUCUCAGCUACCAUGGACAAAACAAUUGGUGCACAAUUGGAAAUGGACAUUAUAUGUAUGGACGUCUCUACAUAUAUACAUUAUGCUCCUCAUACUUCUUUUGUGUUGCUGUAAACCACUUAUCUUCCCGAUGACAACGGCAAAUUUGAGUGACCACAAUGAGAGAGCAUUGAUAAUUGAAGAGCCUGUAGAAGCAGAAAUAGAAGCUAGAGAGGAAAGAGAGGUCUCAGAGUUGUUGAGAAGAUGGAAACGAAGUAGAAGCAGAAGCAAAAGAAAGGCGAUCUACCUUCAGGAGGCAAUGCUAGAAACUAUUGGCUCAUCCACAUCGAGCAUUAGUGUGACAAGGGAAGACACUAGUACGGUUAUUGAAGAUAUUGGGGACUCUGAAUCAGUGUGUUAAGGAGAAACAUGUGCUUAAUUAUGAGAAACAUGUACUUUUCGUUUUAGUGAGAAACAUGUGUGUGUGUGUGUGUGAAAUUAACUAAUAUCAUAAUAUGAGUUGCAUAAU
This is a messenger RNA of Corylus avellana, 2379 nucleotides long. The record is from RefSeq and is a predicted model, not a curated record. Lineage: Eukaryota; Viridiplantae; Streptophyta; Magnoliopsida; Fagales; Betulaceae.